This is a messenger RNA of Linum tenue, 5193 nucleotides long. The record is from the annotation of a GenBank genome assembly. NCBI's taxonomy places the organism in Eukaryota, Viridiplantae, Streptophyta, Magnoliopsida, Malpighiales, Linaceae.
GGGGUUUGCUUUUGCUCGUCAUUUUUUUCCAGUUUCCCCAACUCCUCUCCUGCAAAUUCCGUUAUCGGGUUACUUCCGCGAGCUGAACAAAAGUCAUUGGAGAAUACAAUAGCCUUAGAAGUGCACGAUGAGGACGCGAAACGGGGAUACUGCUAAACCGGCGACAACGCCUAAACGAACUCCGGCGAGCAGAAAAACUGCCGCCAAAAACACUUCUGUGACGACGCCUGAUGCUGCAGUGGAAUCGGUAGCUCCGAAAGCUUCUGAACCGGAACCCGGCUUGCCAGGUAAAUCCGAGCAGACCAUGGACGAAGAUAAACCACCUUCUCCAACUGCCGUUCCUGAUUCGGAACCGGAUCAAUCAGCAGUUGAAGAAGCUCAAGUAUCAAACAAUACAGACAUUGUCAUGAUGGAUGCAAAAACUAUUCCGCGGACAAGAAGGGUAGUGAAGAAAGUUGUGAAGAUGGUGAAGAAAAAACAGUUGAAGGUGGGUACACCUCGUACUCCGAAAGAGGACAGUGUUGAGCAAGCGGUAGAAAACGUUAUGGGUGAGACUGGAGAAAAAAACACAGAAGUCCCAAAAGAAGAUAAUGUUGAGCAAUCAGUGGAACCAGUUAAGACUGAGAUUGAAGAAGAAAGCUCUAACCUUCAGAAAGAAGAUAGUGUUGAGAUGGCAGCAGAACCAGCUAAGAUAGAGACUAUAGAAGAAAGCUCUGAAGUCCUGAAAGAAGAUUGUGCUGAGAUGGCAGCAGAACCAGUUAAGGUGGAGACUGAAGAAGAGGGCACCAGAGUCCGAGAAGAAGAUAGUGGUGAGAAGGCAGAAGAGGCGUUUAAUGCUGUGACUGAAGAAAGCACGAAAGUGGUGACGGUUGGGCUGAAGGAUGUUGACUCUUGUAAUAAAGAGGAAUCUGAUUGUAUAAAUGUGGAAAAUUCCUCUGAGAUGGAACAAACUGCAGUGAAAUCUCUAGUGAAAGGGGAGGACAAUGUAGGUGAAGUGGAAGAACUUGUUAUUAGGUCUGCAGAGGAUUCUCAUCCUUCUGCUGAUUCUCUUGACGGAUCUAUUGAGAAAGCAGAAAAGUCUGUUGAAUUCGACUUGUCUGCUACAUUUCCAGCCAAUAACGAGGGAAAAGAAGAAUUGGGUAAAGAUGUGAAGGAGGUCCCAAAGGAGAAUCUGGGAGGAAGUGUUAAUGACAAGGAGCAAUGUAAAGCUGAUAGUCUUAACCCAGAAGGAAGUAAGGAGAAUAAGAUUGAAGGAGGAAAUACUCCAUCAGGGAAAGAAGUCUCUGCUUGUGAUGGGGAUCGCCUGGAGUUGGAAGAUCCUAUCCAGAGUGAAUUCAUAGUGGAUGACAAGGAGGCACGUGCUGGCGAUAAUGCUGUUGUAUUGGAGGAAGAAGAUAAGCAACUAACUGCUGUUGCAGAAGAACACAAAAUUAAGAAAGAGUAUGAGAUUUUUGUAGGCGGUCUGGAUAUGGAUACUACUGAAGAAAAUGUGAAGAAGGCUUUUGAAUAUGUUGGUCCAGUAGUUGAAGUUCGAAUGCACAAAGAUUUUUCAACAGACAAGAGUAGAGGGUAUGCAUUUGUGAGGUUUUCCAACAAGGAGCAUGUUAAGCGAGCUUUGUCAGAAAUGAAAAAUCCUGUGAUUUGUGGAAAGAGAUGUGGCACAGCUCCAAGGGAGGGCAAUGACACAUUGUUCCUCGGCAAUAUAUGCAACACAUGGACAAAAGAAGCUAUAAGGCGAAAGUUGAAGGAAUAUGGUGUAGAAGGCGUUGAAAGCAUCAAUCUUGUUUCUGAUGUUCAACACGAAGGAAGAAGUCGUGGGUUUUCAUUUCUCGAGUUUUCUUGCCGUGCUGAUGCCAUGCUGGCAUACAAAAGGCUCCAGAAGCCUGAUGUUGUUUUUGGUCAUCCUGAGAGAACUGCAAAGGUAGCUUUUGCAGAACCCAUAAGUGAGCCUGACCCUCAAAUAAUGGCGGAGGUGAAGACAGUAUUUCUUGAUGGCCUUCCUUUACACUGGGAUGAAGACCAUGUGAGAGAACGUCUUAAAGGAUAUGGGGAAAUCACACGAAUAGCACUGGCAAGGAAUAUGCCCACUGCCAAGAGAAAGGAUUUUGGAUUCGUUGAUUUCUCCACUCACGAUGCUGCCAUUGCCUGUAUUAAGGGAGUAAAUGAUGCAGAAAGCAGUGGUGGAAACACACAGACAAAAGUAAGAGCAAGGCUUUCCAAUCCUGCGCCUAAGACUCAAGCUGUAAAGGGAGGGAUGCGUGGUGGUUUUCUAAUUGGUCACACCGGCCGUGUCGAUACUGCAAACUUUCAGAGAUCUGGCCGGGAAGGAAAUCAGUUUAACUUGACAAAUCAGCGAGGAGGAAAUCAGUUUAACUUGACAAAUCAGCGAGGUAGGGGAUUCUAUCAACGGGGACGUGGCCAAACUUAUAGAGUGGGUCCUGAGGAUUAUGGAUUUAACAACAGAUACGAUCCAUUUCAUGGAAGGCAAACUGCUGAACGAGGCAGGGGAAGGGGUCCUAUAAGAGGUGGUUAUCAAGCGGCUGGUGGAGGUGUUCCGUUUCCUGGCCCACCUAGACCCAUUGUAAAUAGAACUUGGCAUGAUGUUAAUGAGGGAGGACCAAGUGAUCAGGUUCAUUUUAGGAGGCUACCAUUUGCUGAAGAAGCUUUUGAUGGACCUUAUGGAGGAAGGCGCUAUGACGACCCUUACCUGUACCAUGAUGGUAUGCAUGGGACGAAGCGGCCAUUUUACAUGACUGAUCCUGAACCUGAUUAUGCGGAAUCUAGUCGAUACCGCCCUCGAUUUGAUUAUCCUGAUCCAGCUGUCGCGUACCGUGGAACACACUAUCGUGAUAACUAUCCAGUUGGAGGAGAUCCAUACCCACAUGAUUACAAUGGCUCUGAUUUCCGACCACAUCCUCCUUAUUAUGGCCGUGGACGGGGAUAUGGGGGUGACUAUUACCGUUAGCCCCAUAAUAACCAUAUGGUAACUCCUAUUGUGCGAAGCUUUUGACUUUCAUAAGUCAUGUUUGAAGAUGAUAUCUCCCAGUUCCUGACUACAGUCAUGGGUAGUUUGGCUUGGGAAUGCACAAUGCCAUUUGUUGGUAAUUGGCAAAUGGCUUCAUAUCGACAAGCAAUUAGCUGAAGCUGCUUGUUUUUUUACCUCCGAUUACCUUAUUUGACUCCAAGCUUAUAUGUAUUUCCGUCUUUGCUCGUUUAGCUUAGGCAAUAUCUAUGAAGUACAUAGCCUAAGAAGAAUUCUUUAUUUUGGAGAGUAGUAGUUUGGAGUGCUUGGCACUAGGCUUUGGGGAUGAGAGUUGGAUAACAGCUAUUUGAACUCCUCUUAUGUCAGAGAUCUCUUCCUCGUGGGUUUUUUAUUUAUGCUUAUGGAUAUGAUCGAUCCUCUUGAAGCCAAAGUGAAAAGUUGGAAAAUCUAUCUCGUAGAUGCGAAGUUUGAAAUGAAGGCUAUUGUUAUCGUGGAGGUUUAGGGAUUGAUGUUCGGGUAAUGGAAAUUCAAUGUUUCUGGAUAAGAGUUUCAAGAGAAUGGGGGUUAUACUAGUCUUUUACCCGGUUGAAGAGAUCUUUUCAAGUUGGUUAUCGUUAUCACCCUGUGCCGUACCUUGUUACGCAGAUGGGUUCAUAUGUAUUAUUUGACUUCUCUGUCUGGACAGUAUCUGGCCAUUGAUGUAUUUGUAUUUCAGUGCCAAGCUGAACUUUUAGGGCGAGCUUUUCAUCAUUGCGUGCAAUGUCCCUACAAGUAGGCUUUGGUUUUUUAUUCUGGAGAAGCAGACGUUGUUCUAGGUGGUUUGUGGUCAGUCAUAGUAUUGGUACAGUUUUAAGAUAUGAGAUUGAUAUUUAACAGCUAUGAUUUCCCUUGGUUCUACAUGAAACACCAUUGUGACCUACGCUGUUGGUUUAUUAGCUAUAGGAUUAGAUAAAUGCAUUCAGUAACUUCAUCUAUGAUCUAGGCGAGGUGAGAUCUGGGUGUAAGCCGAGGUACUUGAUCUAAUUCUGAGCUAGUCAAAUCUCUCUGUAGUUGUUAGGCGAUUUCUUGCGUUUAAUAGACAAGUUUACAGGUAUCAGAGUCUUAGUUACUGUUGGACACUGAGCUUUUGGUGCAAGGAUAAUAAUUACGGAUCGAAUUAGCAUCAAUUUAACUGUCUCGCUGUUGAAGGAAGAGCUAGGUUUCUUUGAUCGCAUGCAUGUUUUAAGUCCAUCCUUAUCCCUGUGAGGUGUGAAGAUCGUCUCAUUUGCAUUUAGUAGUAAACUUGCAGUUACUUCUGUAGAGCAUUGCAUGGUUCAUUCAGUUCCCGUUCGGUAAUAGAACCUUUCCUUGGCUGCAAAGACAAUACUCUGACAUGUUUUGCUUUUGGGAUCUUGUUUUCCUUUGCGCUUUACUUGUCUUGACUCUCUUCUCCUUUCUUCCGGUGUACUACAUUCUUAAUAAUAAGUACAAUCUGAUGUUGUUCGUCGUGCCUACAUUUACAUUUUCAGUAUCAAUCUGAGUUCUGAUAUGUUAAUGUGAUCACCUCUCCUCCUGUGUUUCUUUUUGUGUCGCCGGUUGUUGGGAUUUCACAUCUCUUAUUUGUUUUUAGCAGAGUCUAUUAGAAUUACAACUUGUUUAAUGGAGUAGGAUAAUGUCACACUGAUGUCAGUAAGUAAGAUCAUGGUCGGACUAUGGGUAAGACCACUGGUAUAUUUCUGAUACUAUGAUAAGUAUUCCAAGAAAUAAUCCUCGUGCAUAUGAAUCGAGGCCAUCUACUGCUUCACUAUCAUUAGUUCAUUACCAUACUGCUUCCCAGGAAGCCUUUUGUGGUCUGGACAACCAUGCACCAAAUAUUGAUACUCGAGGGAGGAGGCAAUCAAGUCGAGGCGGAACAACCUUCUCGGGAGAAGAUGAGGUAGGAUGUAAUGAAGUAGGAUUUGCCCUAUCGCCAUAUUUGCUCUCAGGGUUGAAUGUCAUUUGGAGGUAGAAAUUUUAUCUUCUGCGUACAGAAAUGGAUAUGGAGGAAUCCAGAUUUAUAAGUCUGUUGGGUGGGUCCAUGUAUGUUGCUUCAGCUUGAAUACACCUGCACUGCAUGAAUCAGGAAACGGCUUGCACAUCAUAAUGUACUUUGUGUGAGAUGCAGUAAAUGUCUAUGAAUGUACAAAGUAUUGAAAUAGAAUGAAUUGGGUCAAAUUAUAGUCAUAUGUGAG